GAAAAGACGGGAAAGAGAAGAGAUUUCUUGUACAAAGCGCGUUGCAUGCAGUCGGUUAAUAUUGAAUUUGUAGCUGCCGCCGCCGUAAUUCUUCUCCGGGGUUCGGGAGGGACGAUCAAGAAUGAAGUUUGGGGAAACUUUUACGGAGUAUCUGGAGACGAAUCAAGGGAAGCUAAUGGAGAAAUUGUGCAAUGUGGAGUACAAACGUCUCAAGAAAGUGCUGAAAAGUUGCCGAUGCAGGGCUACUGAUGAUCCUUCCAAGGAUGAUGGUAGAGAAGAGGAAGAUUUCUCUCUGUGUUGCCGAUGUGAAACCUGUCCUUCAUGUGACGAAACAUUCUUCACCGAGCUGAUGAAGGAGGCUUCUGAUAUUACUGGGUGUUUUAGUGCCAGAGUAAGGCACCUUCUGCAGCUUCAUGUCCAGAGCAAAGUUCGAAGACACUUCAUAUUGAUGCGCUGCUGUUUUGCAAGCGCCCAACAACCAAGGACUCAAGACUGUAAGUUGUUAAUUGAAUAUGCUAUGAUGAAUGCUGUGGCCAUGCGGAAAAUCCUCAAGAAGUAUGAUAAAGUACACAGUUCCGUCAAUGGCAUGAAAUUUAAAUCUAGAAUGCUAUCAGAACACAUGGAGAUUCUUCAUACGCCUUGGCUAAUCGAACUCGGGGCUUUUGCGAUGAAUUCCAAGGAACAGAAUGGUGAAAAUUCAGACGAAAUGCUCAAUCCAUUCUCUUUCGAUCUAACUACAGAUCCCAAGAUGACUCUGAUUCUUCCCGAUUCUAUGAAACUUGAAUACAGUCUUACAUGUGCAAUAUGCUUGGAGUUGGUUUUCAAUCCAUACGCUUUGGGCUGUGGACAUCUCUUCUGCAAAGGCUGUGCUUGCUCGGCUGCUUCUGUAAUGAUUUUCGAAGGCAUUAAGGCUGCAAGUCCAGAAUCAAAAUGUCCCGUCUGCAGAGAGGCGGGCGUUUAUAAUAAUGCAGUGCACAUGAUGGAAUUGGACUUGCUCCUGAAGAAGGAGUGCAAGGAAUACUGGAAAGAGAGGCUGGUUGCAGACCGUGCCGAGACAUUAAAGCAAUCGAAAAUCUAUUGGAAUAUGCAAGCCCAGUACAUGAUCGGAUAUUGAAGCUGCGAUCCCAAAUAUUCUAAUCCCGUUGAAGUCCCGAGAUGGGUGAACUCUAGGAUUUUUGUCCGAAAGCUGAUACUACAUGGGAAUUGCUAUCUCUGCAAAUUAUUUCGAGCUUUACAAAUUCAUUCAUUCUCUAUUUUGUUCAAUUGCACAUAUGAGUUUUGAAAUUUGAAAGAAUCAUUACUUAUGUGGGUGCUUGUACAGUUUUUUUCGUAUUAAAAACUAUG
Molecule: messenger RNA, 1344 nt
Organism: Andrographis paniculata
Lineage: Eukaryota; Viridiplantae; Streptophyta; Magnoliopsida; Lamiales; Acanthaceae
Product: probable E3 ubiquitin-protein ligase BAH1-like
Exons: 8
Coding region: 122-1114 (330 amino acids)
Source: RefSeq, a predicted model, not a curated record